Hippocampus zosterae (dwarf seahorse) is the source of this 5213-nucleotide messenger RNA. RefSeq names its product phospholipase D1-like. NCBI's taxonomy places the organism in Eukaryota, Metazoa, Chordata, Actinopteri, Syngnathiformes, Syngnathidae. The coding region runs from base 1179 to 4283 and encodes 1034 amino acids. The transcript has 26 exons. Gene Ontology annotation, molecular function: phosphatidylinositol binding; D-type glycerophospholipase activity. Gene Ontology annotation, biological process: intracellular signal transduction; phosphatidic acid biosynthetic process; cell motility. The record is from RefSeq and is a predicted model, not a curated record.
UUGAACGCCUCCAGGUGUGAGGCGAAGAUGCGUGAUGAAGAUUGUUUUGCUCUCUUCGCCUGUUGAAUUCCCAACAUUUUUUUUUCAUCAAUGUCACUCUUGUGCGACUAGUUUGCUUUGCGUCACGCUCGCAUUAUCCUUUGUGCGCGCGCGUGUGUGUACGUCCUUGUCAGCGUGAGACUGAAAAAGCUUCCAGUUGUCUUUUACGGACAAUAGUCGGGAGACGUCUGACAUACUUUCACGUUAUGUCAGUGAAUUGCAAUCUUGUGGUUUAAACUCGAUUAGUCAGUCAGCCAAUAUUUGUCCUCUGCUGUGCCCGAAGGCAAAAUCAAACCUGAUUGCUCUGUUUUUUCGCUUCAAUUGACGAAAACGCAUUAUCACCGGUCUCUUUGUGGUUUCCUUGACAUGUGUGUAGGAGGUUACAAAAAAAAAAAAAUCACGGUGGCCGUUCACAGUGCUGCGUGACUGUCGAGUAGUCAUGUGGAAUGUCAACAAUAAGUCAGUCGCCAGGCCGCACUUCUUCUGGUUCUUCCUGUUUGAUCGUGUCUAUGUGUGUGUGACCACCUGAAACUAAUUCUGUGUCUUUUUUUGUGGACGACACGUGUGUCGGGUUAUCUCAAAUACACAAGGACACGCCUUGGCAUCGACCCGUCGCCUCUGCCACACUUUUUUAAUUUUAUUUUUUUUGCUGUUGACUUCCUGUCAUGUGGCAGCCAUUUUAUGAUGGUUGUGUGACAUGGGAGAGAUUUUGUGUGAGUGCGACUGCGUGACACCUAUUUGGGAAAUAGUUUAGCAUUGCGGGAAGUGAAUGUUGGCGACCAUUGCUGUCUGCAACACACACACACGCACGCACGCACGCACACACGCACAGGUAGACCGACCACAAUCCGUCCCCACUGUCCUCUCAUUGGCUGUCAGGCAAGCUCCAGACAGCCCGUCGGGCCAAUGGCGCUUCCUCUUUGCCAAGUCAGGUUUCUCUCCUCCGCAUGCCGCACUGGUCCGCUUGACUGCCUGACACGGCGUGUGUCAGUCUGUCUGUCUGUCUCCGUGUGUGUGCGUGUGUGUAGCCACACGGGCUUGCAUUCUCGAGUGGCAGGGGAGCACAGUAGGUGAGGAUAAGGAUGGGCUUUACCGUUGCUGGCUCAGGUGAGCCUCGGGCUCCCAGCUGAGCGUUAGCCAUGUUGGGUGAAACCCAGGCGACCACCAGCACGCUGCAACUGGUCGCUAGCGACAUGAGCGGCAUCAUGGAGACGCUGGACGCCCGCGAACUCGACAUGGGCGACGGCGGAGUUCACAACGAUGACGGCGGACAGCCAGGGGACGGGUUGCCCUUCCGAGCGAUAUACAACAUGGUCGGCUUCAAGGACUGCAAGUCGGCCUUCCUGUCCCGUCCCAUCACCGCCAAGAUCCUGGAGGUGGAACGCUUCACGUCGGCCCAGGACCGCUUCAACAUCAGCCAGCAGAGGAGCGUCAGCAAGUCCAUGCCGGCGGUGUACAAGAUCGAGAUGAAACACGGCGAGUACACGUGGUUGGUGAAGAAGAAGGAGAAGCACUUCCAGGAUCUCCACAGGGACUUGAAGACUUACAAGGCCGUCCUCAAUCUGCCGCUGCCCACGCGCAGUCACACCAUCAGGAGGCAGACGGGUGGGGAGGGGAGGGAGAUCCCCACCCUGCCCAGAGGAAGAGGAGACGACCUGGUUAGGGAGGAGCAAGUGUCCAGCCGCAAGAAACAACUGGAAGAUUACCUCAACAAGCUCCUCAAAAUGCCGACAUAUCGUAACUACCAUGCCAUGAUGGAGUUCAUUGAAGUCAGCCAGCUGUCAUUCAUCCAUGAUCUGGGUCCGAAAGGCUUAGAAGGCAUGGUUCUAAAGCGGUCUGGCGGUCAUCGGAUCCCGGGACUCAACUGCUGCGGUCGCACCAAAAUGUGUUACCGCUGGUCCAAACGGUGGCUGGUGGUGAAGGACUCGUUCCUGCUGUACAUGAAACCCGACUCGGGCGCCAUUUCCUUCGUGAUGUUGUUCGACAAGGAAUUUAGUGUCAAGAUGGACUCGAAAGACACGGACACACAGCACGGCGUGCGCGUUGACAGCCUGUCCAGGUGCUUAGUGCUGAAGUGCAGCAGCUUCCGGCACGCCCGCUGGUGGGGGCAGGCCAUCGAGGGCUUCGUAUACAAACACGGCGCCGCCUUCCUCACCGACCAUCGCUUCGGCUCUUUCGCCAGGCAGGAGGAGAACAUCCCCGCCAAAUGGUACGUGAAUGGGAAGACAUACAUGGAAGAUUUGGCCAAUGCUCUUGAGGAGGCCAAAGAAGACAUUUUCAUCACCGACUGGUGGUUAAGUCCUGAGAUCUUCCUGAAGCGGCCCAUCGUGGAGGGCAACCGCUGGCGUUUGGACCACCUGCUGCGGCGUAAAGCGCUUCAAGGCGUACACAUCUACGUCAUGCUGUACAAGGAAGUGGAGCUGGCGCUGGGUAUCAACUCGGGAUACAGCAAGCAGACGCUACGCCACCUUCACCCCAACAUCAAGGUGAUGCGUCACCCUGACCACGUGUCAUCCGCCGUGUACCUGUGGGCUCAUCACGAGAAGAUAGUGGUCAUCGAUCAAUCGGUGGCCUUCGUGGGCGGGAUCGACAUGGCGUACGGUCGCUGGGACGACCAAGAACACAGGCUCACCGACGUGGGGAGUGUCACUUUCUCGCAAACGGAGCAGGUUGAGGCAUCAUACACCAACGUGGCCACCGUAGCCAACGGCAAGGGCGACGGCAGCUACGGGAACGCCGCCUUUUCAGCAGACGACACGGUGGUGCAACCGAAGAUCAAAGGUCAAAGCAGAAUGCGGAGGGCCAAAAUGAGCAUCAAGCGCCACCUGCAGAAGCACGGGUUGGUCCACGCCGACAGCGAUGAUGAACUUGACCCAGACGCGACAGAAAGCGAGGCGGAGCGGAACAUGCAGUCGUGCGAAGAUGACUUGUGCGGGAACACGCGCUUCUGGCACGGCAAAGAUUACUGCAACUUUGUGCACAAGGACUGGAUCGAACUGGACAAACCUUUUGAUGAUUUCAUCGACCGUCACGUGACGCCCAGGAUGCCCUGGCACGACAUCUCGUCGGUGGUUCACGGCAAAGCGGCGCGUGACGUGGCCAGACACUUCAUCCAGCGAUGGAAUUUCACCAAGAUUGUGAAGCCGAAAUAUCGUUUGUUGUCCUUCCCCUACCUUCUGCCCAAGUCGCACACCACCGCUGGCCAUCAGCGCUACCAAGUCCCCGGAUGCGUCAACACCAAAGUUCAGAUCCUUCGCUCAGCAUCUGACUGGUCGGCCGGCAUCAAGUACCACGAAGAGUCCAUCCACAACGCAUACGUGCAGGUCAUCGAGAAGAGCCAGCAUUUCAUCUACAUCGAGAAUCAGUUCUUCAUCAGCUGUGCAGACAACAGACACGUUUUCAACAAGAUUGGAGACGCCAUCGCCGAACGAAUCAUCAAAGCACACAGGGAAGGUAAAAAGUACCGCGUGUACGUGGUCACGCCUCUGCUGCCAGGCUUUGAAGGUGAUAUCCGCACCGGGGGAGGAAGCGCCAUCCAGGCCAUCAUGCACUUUAACUACAGGACCAUGAACAGAGGCGACCACUCCAUCAUCUCCCAGCUCAAAAGAGAAAUGGACGACCAGUGGAUGAACUACAUCUCCAUCGCCGGCCUUAGGACGCACGCUGAGCUCGAGGGGAAACUGGUCACCGAGCUCAUCUACGUGCACAGCAAGAUGCUCAUCGCCGACGACAACACCGUCAUCAUCGGCUCGGCCAACAUCAACGACCGCAGCAUGCUGGGAAAGCGGGACAGCGAAGUGGCCGUGAUCGUGGAGGACUCGGAGACGGUGACGUCCGUCAUGGACGGGCUGAAGUACCAGGCGGGACGCUUCGCACUGCACCUUCGCCUCGAGUGCUUCAAGAUGAUUUUGGGCGCUCACACCGAUGCCAGCAUCGACGUGUCGGACCCCAUCAGCGAUCAGUUCUACAAGGAGGUCUGGAUGACCACAUGCGCCCGCAACGCGACCAUCUACCAGAAGGUGUUCCGCUGCCUCCCGUCCAGCGACGUGCGCAACAUCCUCGAGCUGGAGGGCUACCUGAGCAAGCCGGGCCUGGACCAGGAAGACCCAGCCCGAGCCCAAGAGGAGCUCAAGAAGAUCCGUGGCUUCGUGGUGCAGUUCCCUCUGCAGUUCCUCGCCGAGCAGAACCUCCUCCCUCCCAUCGGCUCCAAGGAGGCCAUGAUGCCCAUGGAGGUUUGGACCUGAGCCCCUUCCGGACGAACCCGCGGGACCUUUCCCUUUCCUCUGUCUCCUUCCAACAAACCUCAAGAACUGAAAAGAGUGACGACAGUAGAUGUAACUCGCGGCUCCUCGCCCCGCCUCGCAUGCUCCCAAAGUGCCAAACGGGCACCGACUGUUAAGCCGGCCCACAGGAAGUCGUUUGGUCUCUGGGUGAAAAAAAAAAAACGUUCCGCCGGUCACUUUAAAUCGGACGCGAUGUCCUCGUCACGGGAAGCGUCCCGUGUGGCUGUGCUAACUGGCUCAGGCUGCUACGAGCCCAUCCCACAGCGAUGUCAUCCCAGCAUGUGUGAUGUCAUCAAUGCGUGACGAGCAUGUUGUUGUUUGUUCUCGCCGUGUUUGUCUUCUGGAUGGCUCACACCAAGGUGGAAUCUUCACCUUCCCCGCUACUUUCUUGACUUCUCCCCCUUCUACUUUUCAUCCUUGUCCUCAUUAUUUCCUGUCUUCGUCCUUGUCCUCUUUCUUCUCACUCUAUAUUCCUCUUCAUCCUCCUGGUCCCCCUCUUCUCUAAUUCUUCUCCUCCCUCGCUUUUCUUCUUUCCCCUCUUCCUUUUCCUCACUCUGCUUCUCCUUGUUCUCCUCUUCCUCAUUUUCCUCUCCUUGUUAUUCUUGUUCUCCUUUUUUCUCUCUCUCUCUCUCUUACUCCUCCUCGCCUUUUUUUUCUACCUCACAGCGAUUCCGCCUUAUUUGUAACAAUCUUUGCCACCCUCAAGUUGCCUUGAAACACGGAAAUGUUCCCAGGAAGCGAGCGUUGUUGCCGUCCUGCAUGUCGCGUCUGUGUGUGUCCUCCAACCAAAUGCACUAUUUUGCACAGAUUCCUCGUGUCAUCGUCGUCGUGACGAGUGUCUGGAUGUCUCCUUGUGCUCCUUCAAAUAAAUAAUGCACAUGUGAAAAAAAA